GAGCUCCACGAGCUGGCCCUGAGCCUCGGUGGCCUCCUCGACGCCAAGGCCUCCCGGCUCCGCCAGGCGCUGCAGACCCUCGCCCAGAUGGAGAGCGAUUUCGCGACGAGGAGAGCCAGGCGGCGCCGCGUCGGCCUGCGACGCGCCCUCCUCGACCACGGCGCCGCGCUGUCCGCCCCCAGCGGCGAGGACGCCGGCGCUGGCGAGGAGCUGGGGCCGUCGCCUGACGCCCACGCCGCGGAGCUGCGGCGUGCGGAGAGGCGGCGGCGGCGCGAGGACCCGGGCCCGCAGCCCGCGGAGGCUGGGACACCUCCAGCGCGAGCGACGCCGACGGCGUCGGGGAGUGCCUAG
Molecule: messenger RNA, 351 nt
Organism: Prorocentrum cordatum
Lineage: Eukaryota; Dinophyceae; Prorocentrales; Prorocentraceae
Source: the annotation of a GenBank genome assembly